Messenger RNA from Aspergillus ochraceoroseus IBT 24754, 563 nucleotides. RefSeq lists its product as uncharacterized. Lineage: Eukaryota; Fungi; Ascomycota; Eurotiomycetes; Eurotiales; Aspergillaceae. The record is from RefSeq and is a predicted model, not a curated record. The coding region runs from base 125 to 337 and encodes 70 amino acids. The transcript is spliced from 5 exons. Gene Ontology annotation, molecular function: endopeptidase inhibitor activity. Gene Ontology annotation, biological process: vacuole fusion, non-autophagic.
GACCUCAUUUUAUUAUCACUGAGAAUGGUUGUUUGUGGUGGUGACACUAGGAAUAGACUAUCACCCCUCUCUCGCUCCCUCAUACGUUAUUGUCGCUCACCCUUCGUAUUUCAACCAGCUCAAAAUGCCACUUUACAACGUCACUCUCAAGAAGGACUCUCCUCCCGAGAAGCUGGAGCAGGCCAAGGAAAAGGCUAAGCUGGAGGGAGGAAACAUCAAGCACGAAUAUACCCUCAUUAAAGGCUUCACCGUCGAAUUUCCCGAGGACGCGGUAUUUAAUCUCGAAGCAGAUGAUCACAUCCACGUUGAGCAGGACGGCGAAAUGAGAACUCAGUAGUAGAGAAAAUAUCCAAAGUCCGUCCUCAUGCCUUGAUAAUGUCGUCGAUGAACGCUACAACAAUUACAUCCUCCAGGAAGUGUGCUGCAUGUUCUUCAGCCCCAUGGAUGUAUCAGAUGUACGAGUUACGAAUUUGAAUUGAGUACCAUGCCUGACUGACAAGGGGGGGGGGAAGGAGACAUGGUUGCCUGUCAGAUGGGAACACGCCUUGAUCAAGCCUGGUCGU